Messenger RNA from Miscanthus lutarioriparius, 3006 nucleotides. The record is from the annotation of a GenBank genome assembly. NCBI's taxonomy places the organism in Eukaryota, Viridiplantae, Streptophyta, Magnoliopsida, Poales, Poaceae.
AUGGCGAGUCAUCAGCGCGGAGGAGGGGCGGUGGUCGUGGCUUCGACGGCCGCGGCGGCGGCGGCGGGUACCAGGAAGGGCGUGGCGGGGGCCGAGGCGGCGGCGGAUUCCAGGAAGUACGUGGCGGAGGCCGAGGUGGCGGCGGAAGGACGUGGCGGGGGCCGAGGUGGUGGUGGCGGCUACUAUGAAGGACGUGGCGUGGGCCGAGGUGGUGGUGGCGGCUACUAUGAAGGACAUGGCGGAGGCCGAGGUGGCGGCGGCGGCUACCAGGGCGGCGGCCGAGGUGGUGGCGGCGGCUACAACGACGGCCGUGGCGGGGGCCGAGGUGGUCGCGGAUACCAGGGACAGGGAGGCAGCGACUACGGCCGCGAGCGCGGGCUUGGAGGUCUGCAACCUCCACGUCCUGAUCUGCGCCAAGCCGAUCCGCCGCUCGCGGAUCGCUACGCGGCCGGCGCCGCCGCGCUGAGGGAGAAGUUCAAGACGAUGGACAUCUACCGCGACGCGCCCAUGUUCCCAGCGCGCCCGGGCUUCGGCGCCGUGGGGACGCCGUGCGUCGUCAAGGCCAACCACUUCUUCGUCGGCCUCGUCGACAAGGGCCUGCACCACUACGACGUGACCAUCUCACCAGAGACGACGCUAAAGGGCGUAUACAGGCAAGUCAUGUCGAAGCUGGUUUCCGAGAACAGGCAGACCGAGCUUGGCGGCCGCCUACCCGCAUACGACGGCCAGAAGUCACUGUUCACCGCCGGCGAGCUGCCCUUCAAAAGCAACGAAUUCGUGGUCACCUUGCCUGGCAGGGUGGAAAAGAGGUACAAGGUCGUGAUUAAGCAUGCCACGGCGGUCAGCCUGCACCAGCUGUUCAUGCUCAUGGCAGGCUACCCUACGGACAUCCCGACGCAGGCGCUGCAGGUGCUCGACAUUGUGCUCAACGAACGCAACUCCAUGGAGUACGUUGCAGUUGGCCGGUCCUUCUUCUCACCACUCAUAGUGCCAGAGGGACCCAAGAAUCUUGGCCUGGGUGUGGAGGGAUGGAAGGGUUUCUAUCAGAGCAUCAGGCCGACACAGAAGGGCCUGUCUGCGAUCGUAGACACUUAUUCAACAGCUUUCAUUCGACCCAUGCCACUGAUUGAAUUUGUGAUGGAGAUUCUGAACAAAGAUAGCAGGACCUUUAGAAGUAUUACUCCCAUGGAUCUUGCCAAGCUCAAGAAAGACCUCAGGGGUGUGAGGAUUGAAGUCACACACCGAGGAGACGCAUGCCAGAAGUACAAGAUUGCCAGCCUGACAACCAGUCCUCCGUCUUUACAGUUCUUUGAAUCGUCCGCUGGAGUUCAGAAGUCUGUCGCAGAUUACUUCAGAGAGGCAUACAAGCUGGAAAUGCACUACGAUUUUCUCCCAUGCCUCCAAGUUGGCAGUGAUCAGAGGCCGAACUACCUCCCUAUGGAGGUUUGCAAGAUAGUAUCUGGACAGCAAUACCGGAAGAAGUUGGAUAGCCAACAAGUCUCUAAACUAAUGGACUCAACCUGCCAGCGCCCAUCUGACCGUGAGAACAACAUUCGUCAGGUUGUUGAGCACAAUGACUACAAUAGAACUGAGCGUGCAAGUGAAUUUGGCAUGGAGGUUGACUAUCGUCCUACUUCAGUUCAGGCUAGAGUUCUGCCAGCUCCCACUCUGAAGUACCGUGGCACUGGAUCUGAAAGUUUGUGUUGUCCAAAGGAUGGGCAGUGGAACAUGAUUAAAAAGCAGGUAGUACAUGGUGCAAGGGUGGGCAACUGGGCCUGCGUUAACUUUUGUCAUGAAUUGCCCAGAGAUGUUGUAGGUAAAUUCUGCUCUGAUCUGGUUAAAUGGCCUCGUACUACUGGAGUGGACAUGGAUAACUUGAGACUUCCAAUAUACCUUGUUCGUCCUGAACAAGUUGAAACUGAUCUUCAUAGGCUGUGUCAGGAUGCUCGGAACAAGCUAAGAGUGCAAAAGAUAGAUCUUUUGCUUGCUAUACUGCCAGAGAAAAACGGCAACUUAUAUGGUAAUUUCAAAAGGAUCUGCGAGACAGAGAUUGGUAUCAUGUCGCAGUGUUGCCUGGAUAAAAAUGUUAGAAGUGCAGGUCCUCCGUACUUUGCUAAUGUUGCUAUUAAGAUCAAUGCCAAGUUUGGAGGAAGGAACUUAGAAUUUGCUAAUCCCAAAGAAAGCUUACCGGUUGUUUCGAUUGAACCAACAAUUAUAUUUGGUGCCGAUGUCACUCACCCUGCUGCUCUAGAUGAUACUGCCCCUUCCAUUGCUUCUGUUGUUGCCUCCCAAGACUGGCCCAAGGUGGCUAACUAUAAUGGUAUUGCCCGUGCACAAGGUCACCGUAAAGAGCUCAUCGAUGGCCUGGAAGACAUUGUCAAGGAACUCCUACUUGCAUUUGAGGAACGGUCUAAGCAGAGACCCAAGCAGCUGAUCUUCUACAGACAUUUUUUUUUCAAACAAGUGCUGGAACAAGAAAUCCCAGAGAUAGAGAAGGCAUGGAAAGCUCGUUACAAUGAGAAGCCAAAGAUCACCUUCAUAGUGGUGCAGAAGAGGCACCACACAAGGCUCUUCCCAAAUGAUCGCCAAUGGACAGACAGGAGUGGAAAUAUUCUACCUGGCACUGUAGUUGAUAAGAAUAUCUGCCACCCAACAGAAUUUGAUUUCUUCCUGUGCAGCCAUGCUGGUAUCAAGGGAACAAGCCGUCCUACCCAUUACCAUGUGCUGCGAGAUGACAAUAAGUUCACUGCAGAUGCUCUGCAGUCUCUCACAUAUAACUUAUGCUACUUGUAUUCAAGCUGCACUCGCUCUGUGUCAAUCGCUCCUCCCGCAUACUACGCCCACAAGCUAGCGUUCCGUGCCCGCUUCUACGUCAACCAAGGCUCCUCCGAUGUGGCGACAAGUGUCGGCUCUUUUGGUUCAUCUGCUCCCGCUGCUGCUGCUGCUGGUCCGAAUCCACUUCCGGAGAUCAAGGGUGAACUGAAAAGGCUCAUGUUCUACUGCUAG